CUGAACUCCGAAUGCUCAAAUUUCCGACUGUCCUUGAAGACGUCGUUUCUCCAUCAGUACCCUGUAACCGCCUCAACUUUCUUCUCGUUCAUCCUCGAGGUUUGGAGCCGAGCUCAGCUCAAUAGAGGCGAUAAAGAAUAAACAUAUAAGCAACCACGUCAACAUUAACAUAAAGCGAACAUGAAGUUAUCUAUAAUUCGUAGUGCUUGCGGCAGCCUCCGGAUACAUCCAGCCCGUUCGGGGAGCAGGGUCCACGGCUUGUCGCGGAGAUGCGUACCAGUCGGUCCUGCCAACAGCAAGUUGAGCCUCCGACCGGUUAGCGGGACCAGCGGCGGCGGGACCAACCCGAAACUAGCCGUCAACUUUGGGAAACAGUCACAAGCGAAUGGUGGGCUUCAAAUCGACAGUUCUUUGAGGGAAGUGGUUCAGAGCACCAAGGAGGCAAUGGUGGCUCUGCAGAGAAGAAAUCCGGCUAUCCAACCAUUGUUAGCCAUUAUACAGGCAGGUGAAGAUGACAGCUUGUUGGAGUUCAAUAAGAAAAUGGCCAGCAGGAUUGGCUUAAACCUCACUCAGAUUUGUCUGGCAAAGGAGUGCAGUGAGGAUGAAAUUGUCGAGGAGGUGUUGAAGCUGAAUGAAGACCCAAAGGUGCAUGGAAUCUACCUCCACCUUCCGCCAGCUACACUCACCAGCCGGGUGCUGAACGCACUCAGACCUGACAAGGAUGUAGAUGGGAUAACUGAUUUGAACAUGGGCCGUCUGGUACGAGGGGACCUGAGCAAAGGCUACGUGCCCCCUUUAGCAAGCGCUGUCCUGGAUCUGCUGGAGAAACACAGUGCUCCUUUAGAUGGAAAGACCGUGUUGCUGGUUGGAGAUGAAGGACCCUUCAGCAUGGCUCUGCAGUGUCUGAUUGAGAGAAGUGGGAUGGUAGCUUUGAAGAAUCACUGGAGCUCCAAGAGCUUACAGAGAAAGCCUGAUGCAGUUGUCCUGUUAGGGGCAGGGAAUAUGGAUGUCCCAUCUACCUGGGUUAGACCUGGAGCUGCCAUCAUCCGCUGUGUAACAGAUGAAAAUGACAUUGAGAUGCCUUCAAAGUCUGGCUUAGGAUACCUUACAGCAGCUUACAGAACACAGAAUGUGGUGCAUAGUUGCAGUCGGUGGCUGCAGGACCAACAGUAUCGACCCUGGAGUCUGCGCAGUCUCAAACUGCAGCCCCUCACCCCUGUACCAAGCGACAUAGAGAUUUCUAGAGCUCAGACUCCAAAGCCAGUAAACCAACUGGCUGAGGAGAUCGGUCUUCUGCCUGAAGAGCUUGAGGCCUAUGGCAGGAGCAAAGCUAAGGUGCGACUCUCGCUUUUAGACCGCCUCAACACACAGCCUGAUGGGAAAUAUGUACUGGUUGCUGGUAUAACCCCCACCCCACUGGGUGAAGGUAAAAGCACGGUGACCAUCGGCCUGGUCCAGGCUUUGUCUGCCCAGCUUAAGCUGAACUCCUUCGCCUGUCUUCGACAGCCUUCUCAGGGACCAACCUUUGGGGUUAAAGGGGGAGCUGCAGGAGGCGGGUAUGCCCAGGUCAUCCCCAUGGAGGAGUUCAACCUCCAUCUAACUGGUGACAUUCAUGCCAUCACAGCAGCCAAUAACCUGGUUGCAGCAGCCAUCGAUGCCAGGAUGCUCCAUGAAACGACCCAAUCGGACAAGGCCCUGUUCAACAGGCUGGUCCCUUCAGUGAAUGGAGUGAGGAGAUUUUCCCCCAUUCAAAUCUCCAGGCUUAGACGUCUAGGGAUCAACAAAACAGAUCCUGCAUCUCUUACACCCCAGGAAGUCAGCACCUUUGUACGUCUUGACCUUGACCCUUCCAAGAUCACCUGGCAGAGAGUCGUGGACACAAAUGACCGCUUUCUGAGGAAGAUCACAGUAGGACAGGCAAGCACUGAAAAAGGACAGAUCAGAGAGACUGGCUUCGAUAUCGCAGUGGCCAGCGAGAUCAUGGCCAUCCUGGCUCUUGCAGACAGCCUGGAGGACAUGAAAAACAGACUGUCGCGCAUGGUGGUGGGGACCAGUCGCUCCGGACAGCCUGUCACCGCAGAAGACCUGGGUGUGAGUGGAGCUCUGGCCGUCUUAAUGAAAGAUGCCAUCAAGCCUACGUUGAUGCAGACCCUCGAGGGUACGCCAGUGUUUGUCCAUGCUGGGCCUUUCGCCAACAUCGCCCAUGGCAACUCCUCGGUGCUGGCAGACAAGCUGGCUUUGAAGUUGGUCGGACGGGACGGCUUCGUGGUGACAGAAGCUGGUUUUGGAGCUGACAUCGGGAUGGAGAAGUUCUUCAACAUCAAAUGUCGGGCUUCAGGGCUGAGACCAAAUGUGGUGGUGCUUGUUGCAACUGUCCGAGCGUUAAAGAUGCAUGGCGGUGGACCAAAUGUGUCAGCAGGUGCACCUCUUCCCAGAGAGUACAUUGAUGAGAACCUGAGCCUCGUUGCAGGUGGUUGCCAUAGCAAUCUCAGGAAGCAGAUCCAAAUAGCACACCUUUUUGGGGUACCCGUAGUGGUGGCACUCAAUGUCUUCAAGACAGACACUCAGGCAGAGAUCGAUCAGGUUUGUCAGAUAGCCAAAGAGUGCGGAGCAUCAGACGCUGUGCCGUGUCACCACUGGGCGCAGGGCGGGCGAGGAUCCAUAGAGCUCGCCCAGGCUGUGAAAGAGGCUUCCAGCAGACCCAGUGACUUCAAGUUCCUCUACCACAAAGAGAUGCCAAUAGUGGAGAAGAUCAGAACAAUUGCCCAGAGAGUGUAUGGAGCUGAUGACAUCGAGCUGUCUCCAGAGGCGGAGGCCAAGAUAGAUUACUACAAUCAACAGGGUUAUGGUUCAUUGCCUAUCUGCAUGGCCAAGACUCACCUGUCCCUGUCACACAUGCCUGACAAGAAGGGUGUUCCAACAGGAUUUGUUUUGCCAAUCAGAGAUGUUCGCGCCAGUAUCGGGGCUGGCUUCAUCUACCCACUUGUGGGAACGAUGAGCACCAUGCCUGGUCUACCCACCCGGCCCUGUUUCUAUGACAUUGACCUUGACCCGGUCACAGAGGAGAUCACUGGGCUCUUCUGAGCAUCCUACACUAAAGAAAAACAUUCAGGACCCACCGCUCUUUCCAGACACCUUUUAACUUCCUGCACAUCACAUGAACAUGUUCUGGAAAGCAAGAAACGCAUCACUGAAGCCUUAGCUUAAUGCUGUAUUUGCACAUCUCGUGUGAUAUGCCAAAGAUAACAUGCAGCUGUAUUGUGCGUGUCAUACAUGCUGUAUGUGUGAAUCCUCUCUGUACGAUGUUUACUGUGCAUAGAGAGUGUAUUCAAACAAUCUUGAAUUCAAUUUAAUUCUAACUUUUCAUAAACUUAUAAUUCCAUUAAUUUCUUGUGUGUGUUAAAUAAUUAACUGAGAAAUCGUACAAUGAUGCUACAUGUUGAAACCAUGUCUUAAGCUUUUCAACUGAAAAGGGGGCAGCUUGUUUAUUUACUUAUAUGGACUGAAUUGCUGUUGUACGCACAGAAAGCCAUUAUGUUGGUUAUGUAAACUUGAGUAUUCUAUCCUGCUGGAUGCAGCUCUACUGCCUUAGAAUAAUAAAAGUAUGACUUCAGUAAAUGUUUUAUAAGCAUUGUUUAAGUGUAGCAUUUUAUGGGAGGCACAGUUACAUAUCCAGCCUGACAGUGAAACUGUUUUUGGAGCAUUCAUUAACACAUUUGUUAUUUUUAAUUGCCUUAACAAUAACCUUAAACAGCUCAUUCAAUGUUUGGUCUUCGCUGUGACAAAAAAAUACCUCUUCUAGAAUCUCUUGAGGUUAAUGCUUUAUAUCGUAAAUGUUUACAAUGUUUUGUGUUUGUGGUCUCUGAUGUAUAACCUCUUUACUUUUCACGCUUUUGUCCCUGCUCGUACAGUUUCAGCUGGCCAUGUUAUCAUAAUCUUGUUUUGAUUAUCACAUAGAAACAUGAUUAACGUCCAGUGUCUGUGUGUCCUGACCCGUCACUUGAUGCGAUUAUUUAGUGCCUGAAACACAAUUGACUAACGGAAGCUAUUGUUUUAUCUGAGUUAAGUGAAGCUAAGUUUUGUUGUACAAGCGCUACAACAGAUUGAAUGAUACACUAAU
Molecule: messenger RNA, 4120 nt
Organism: Labrus mixtus (cuckoo wrasse)
Lineage: Eukaryota; Metazoa; Chordata; Actinopteri; Labriformes; Labridae
Gene: mthfd1l
Product: methylenetetrahydrofolate dehydrogenase (NADP+ dependent) 1 like
Exons: 28
Coding region: 181-3084 (967 amino acids)
Biological process (GO): tetrahydrofolate interconversion
Cellular component (GO): cytosol
Molecular function (GO): ATP binding; methylenetetrahydrofolate dehydrogenase (NADP+) activity; formate-tetrahydrofolate ligase activity
Source: RefSeq, a predicted model, not a curated record